This is a messenger RNA of Struthio camelus australis, 933 nucleotides long. It is a transcript of the gene CFAP97D1, whose product is annotated as CFAP97 domain containing 1. The record is from RefSeq and is a predicted model, not a curated record. Gene Ontology annotation, biological process: sperm axoneme assembly. NCBI's taxonomy places the organism in Eukaryota, Metazoa, Chordata, Aves, Struthioniformes, Struthionidae.
AACCUAAGCAAGAUUCAGGUACUUGAUAACUUUUAACUGCAUGGUUCUCCCCCACCCUUGCCUCUAAUGAUAAUGCCUCAAGUGGCAGCAAAGUCUUCAGGUAAAUGUAGAGCAGGGGGCUUUCUUCAGCCUUUGAGAGAGACAAAAUGAACAAGAGAAGCUAAGGACAGAAAAAUUAUUUGAAUGCAGUCCUGCUUUUGUAUCUUGUUAGUUUGUUUAUAUACAUCAAUAAAUGGAGAGCGCUAGGAGAAGGAAAACAAGAGGUGAUCAUGAAACGACAACAGUGAUUCUGGAUAUGGUUGAGAGCAGAAGUGAGGGGGAUUUUUUUUUUUUAAUUUUUAUACGUAUAAGGUGUGUGUGUGCAUGUGUGUAAAAUAUAUAGGCAAUGAACAUGGGCACCAAAAUAACUAUGAGGAGGGCCAGCCCAGGGAAGAUUUUCAUAAGGAAAAAUAUAAAGUGCAUUACCAACUUAGUAUCUCUGGCACAGGCGGAUCAAAAGCGAAUUGGCCAAAUUGAAAGAGAUAAUAAGAAGCUCUUGGAGCGACUAGCUGAGAUACACCGAGGGACGGGGAAAGUGGACUGCUGGAAUGAGCACUUUCGGAGGAGCGCAAAUAGAGAUAAGCAGAACAGGGAAAUAGUGAAGAUCACUGUGGAAAACCAAGGUAUUCUGAAGAGGCUUGUUGACCGUAAGCCUAAUUACGAUCAUAAGAAGUCUGAGAGUGGUUGGCAGGCAUGUACAUUAAUUUUUCUUUAGUAUAUUAUUCUUUUAUAUCUUCAAACUAAGGAAAACGUAUGGGAUGAGUUUAAUACUAUGGGGAUGUUUUUAAAACGGCAGCUACUUAGCUAUCUGGAUUAUUGAACUAGAAAAAUUUGUACCUUAAUAAAUCAGGAAGUAAUCAGAAAACAGUAGGUAAUCAGAAAAGGGAGCGUUUU